This is a messenger RNA of Saccharomyces cerevisiae S288C, 765 nucleotides long. It is a transcript of the gene TIR1, whose product is annotated as GPI-anchored mannoprotein. Gene Ontology annotation, molecular function: structural constituent of cell wall. The transcript has a single exon. Bases 1 to 765 code for a protein of 254 amino acids. The record is from RefSeq and is marked reviewed. Gene Ontology annotation, cellular component: membrane. Lineage: Eukaryota; Fungi; Ascomycota; Saccharomycetes; Saccharomycetales; Saccharomycetaceae.
AUGGCUUACACUAAGAUCGCUUUAUUCGCUGCUAUUGCUGCUUUGGCUUCCGCUCAAACCCAAGAUCAAAUUAACGAAUUGAACGUUAUUUUGAACGAUGUCAAAUCUCACUUGCAAGAGUACAUUAGCUUAGCUUCUGAUUCUUCCUCUGGAUUUUCCUUAAGCAGUAUGCCAGCUGGUGUUUUGGAUAUCGGUAUGGCUUUAGCUUCCGCCACUGACGACUCCUACACUACUUUGUACUCUGAGGUUGACUUUGCUGGUGUUAGCAAGAUGUUGACCAUGGUUCCAUGGUACUCCUCUAGAUUGGAACCAGCUUUGAAGUCUUUGAAUGGUGAUGCUUCUUCUUCUGCUGCCCCAAGCUCUUCUGCUGCUCCAACUUCUUCUGCUGCCCCAAGCUCAUCUGCUGCCCCAACUUCUUCUGCUGCCUCAAGCUCUUCUGAAGCUAAGUCUUCUUCUGCUGCCCCAAGCUCUUCUGAAGCUAAGUCUUCUUCUGCUGCCCCAAGCUCUUCUGAAGCUAAGUCUUCUUCUGCUGCCCCAAGCUCUUCUGAAGCUAAGUCUUCUUCUGCUGCUCCAAGCUCCACUGAAGCUAAGAUAACUUCUGCUGCUCCAAGCUCCACUGGUGCCAAGACCUCUGCCAUCUCUCAAAUUACCGAUGGUCAAAUCCAAGCUACCAAGGCUGUUUCUGAGCAAACUGAAAACGGUGCUGCUAAGGCCUUUGUUGGUAUGGGUGCUGGUGUUGUCGCAGCUGCCGCUAUGUUGUUAUAA